Durio zibethinus is the source of this 1472-nucleotide messenger RNA. RefSeq lists its product as uncharacterized. NCBI's taxonomy places the organism in Eukaryota, Viridiplantae, Streptophyta, Magnoliopsida, Malvales, Malvaceae. Gene Ontology annotation, biological process: multicellular organism development. The record is from RefSeq and is a predicted model, not a curated record.
UCCAUAUUUUCUCUCUCUCUCUCUUGGUCUCUUGUAUUCCGAGCAGCUGUAGAAACUAACAUAAAAAAGUCCUUAUUCGAUCUUCAACUGUUGACUUGAGAUGCAAACACAACAACAAGAAAACACAAUGUUACAUAUAACCAUGAGAUGGGAAGCCUCGGAAAAGAGCAAUCGAUUUGGCCGUAAGGUUCGUGAAAUUUUCCUGUGUGAGUCUUAAGCCAAGAAAUCAACAAGGGGAUCGAGGUGAACACUUACUUGUAAUUGAUAUCUGAAUAUAUAAAUAAAUAUAUUGUACAGGAGAAGUGGGGGGUGAUUUUUAGGCAGAAUAGGGCAGUGUGUGUAGGUUUAGGUAUGAAGAUGUAGAGAAAGUUUGCCGUUCAAGGCCAAAUCAAACCCUACCUCUUUUAACUUUUGCUGGUCAGAUACUCAAAAACUGGCUUCUGGUUAUGGCUUCUCCUUCGCAUUCUAAGAAAACUUGUAAGGAUAAUUACAAACGCUCAACGUCAGAAGAUCAGCCAGCUAAAGAUAAAGACUGGCUUGAGUUAGGGUUAGGGUUUAGAAUUGCAUGCAGGAAACAAGAAGAAGAUCAGGAACAUCAACCCAACCCUACCAUUUCAGUUCCAGUUGCAGCCUCUGCGUCUUCACUGCUCCAAGCUAAGCAGAAGCCACCUGGUUGUAGUAGUGCAGGGUUGCAGCUAGGGCUAAGUCUAGGAAUAGAAUUAGAGUCUAGGGUGCCAGGCUUGGAGUUGGAUCGUGAUAAAAGUGAAGAUCACGAGCCUGGCGCGAUGAGGGUGAUAGACAUGGUGCCGCCUGGUAAUCAUGAUCAGAGCUUGUGGCAAAAUCAAGAUGAAGAUCAUUAUGACGAUGAUGAUGAUGAUUAUGGUGAUAUGGCGUGGUGGCCGUGCGACAUGAAAUCUGGUAGCUUUCUUGGCUUGGAUGACUGGCAAAUGCCGGUUCCCAAUAAUUCCCAUGAUUGCUUCACAAGAACCAGGCCCCAUUCUGGCUUGUGGUUUACCCUUCAGGCUUAUACCAACCGCAGGGACGGAGAAGCGCUGCCUCAAAUACCAAAGGCGUACAUUAGAGUGAAGGACGAGAACGUGACUAUUUUCAUGGUUAAAAAGUACCUGGUUGCAAAGCUUGGUCUCUCCAACGAAGCUGAGGUUGAAAUAUCAUGCAUGGGACAAAAGUUGUUGCACACACAGACAUUGAAACAAGUAAGAGAUUGUGUGUGGUUGCCUAGAUUUGAGGAAUCUGUAUCAUUCCAGAAUUACUCACAUCAAAGUAAUUGUGUAAAUAAUCAUUUGAUGUCUUUACACUAUGGAAGGCGAUGUGCUUCCAACUAAUGUACACGUACACAUAUUUAUGACAACCUUCAAAUGCAUAUAAAUUGCUUUAGUUAAAAAUCCGCAUUUUUAAUUAGUUUUCUGUUGUGCAAUGAUCAUAUAUAUGUAUAUAUUGGUCAUAAUUAUCCU